Molecule: messenger RNA, 3557 nt
Organism: Notolabrus celidotus (New Zealand spotty)
Lineage: Eukaryota; Metazoa; Chordata; Actinopteri; Labriformes; Labridae
Gene: galnt4
Product: POC1 centriolar protein homolog B (Chlamydomonas), like
Exons: 11
Coding region: 223-1977 (584 amino acids)
Cellular component (GO): Golgi apparatus
Source: RefSeq, a predicted model, not a curated record
UUUUGACACGGGUCAAGAACCCAACGUGGAGGAGAGGAUGUGGGUAUGCUGACAUCUGCAAGCCAGAGGUUUAACUGGAAGACGACCGCAGUCGGGCGGACAAACGACGGCUUUAGCAACCUCGAAGAAACUCCGAGACAUGUAACGUAUUGCGAAGAAACUCAUGUCCUUUAGGGCGCCCAAAGCUCAGCCAGUCAAGGUGCCUCCCAGCGGCUCUCCGCCAUGAGGGUGCGUUUCUCUCGAAAACUGGGCACCCUGGCCAAAGCAGGCUUCUUAAUCUGGAUUCUCUGGCUGGGCUACCUUGUGUUAGCACGCUCUUCUUUCCCUUCGUAUUCCUCUGCAGAGGAGGAUGAGGAGGAACGGGAUCAACAUGUGAGACAGGUCGCCCUAGAGGAUAGCGGCGCUGAUGGGCAACUGUCGAGGCCCCUCUACGCCAAGGCAUCUCCGGACAGCAGUGCCUAUGGAGAGUGGGGUCGGAGCACUAAACUCAACCUCAGUCCUGAAGAAAAGAAAAUGGAACAGGACAGCGUGGAGCGCUACGCCAUCAACAUCUACGUCAGUGACAAGAUUUCCCUUCAUCGGCACAUCCAGGACCACAGGAUGAGUGAAUGCCGAAGUAAGAAGUUUGACUACCGGCGUUUACCCACCACCUCUGUGAUCAUCGCCUUCUACAACGAGGCCUGGUCCACGCUGCUGAGGACGAUUCACAGCGUCCUGGAGACGGUGCCUGCCCUGCUUUUGAAAGACAUCGUCCUCAUUGAUGACUACAGUGACAGAGGUUACUUGAAGUCAAAACUUGCUGAAUAUGUCAGUAAUCUGGAGCGAGUGCGGCUAAUCCGUACCAGGAAGAGGGAAGGUCUGGUGCGGGCGCGUCUUAUUGGUGCAAACUUUGCUACGGGGGAAGUACUGACCUUCCUAGAUUGCCACUGUGAGUGUGUCCCUGGCUGGAUUGAGCCUCUACUGGAAAGGAUUGGUGAGAAUGAGAGCACCAUUGUGUGCCCUGUGAUCGACACCAUAGACUGGAACACCUUCGAGUUUUAUAUGCAAACGGACGAGCCGAUGAUUGGAGGCUUCGACUGGAGGCUAACCUUUCAGUGGCACUCAGUCCCUGAAGUAGAACGCAAGAGGCGCAAGUCUCGCAUCGACCCCAUCAGGUCUCCGACAAUGGCAGGUGGCUUAUUUGCCGUGAGCAAGAAGUACUUUGAGUUCCUGGGCACGUAUGACACAGGGAUGGAGGUGUGGGGAGGAGAAAACCUUGAGCUCUCCUUCAGGGUGUGGCAGUGUGGGGGAAGCCUGGAGAUUCACCCCUGCUCUCAUGUGGGCCAUGUGUUCCCUAAAAAGGCCCCCUACGCCCGACCCAACUUCCUGCAGAACACCGUCCGAGCUGCAGAGGUUUGGAUGGACUCUUAUAAACAACACUUCUACAACAGGAAUCCCCCCGCCAGGAAGGAGACCUAUGGGGAUAUUUCAGAGCGGCUACUGCUGAGGAAGAGACUGAAAUGCAACAGUUUUGAUUGGUAUCUGAAGAACAUCUACCCUGACCUCCAUGUACCUGAGGACAGGGGGGGCUGGCAUGGUGCUGUUCGCAGCUCAGGGUUCCACUCAGAGUGUCUGGACUACAAUGCACCAGAGCACAGCCCCACAGGAGCCCACCUCUCUCUGUUUGGCUGCCACGGCCAGGGUGGCAACCAGUACUUUGAAUACACAACGCAAAAAGAGAUCCGAUUCAACUCGGUGACAGAGCUGUGUGCAGAAGUACCCGAGGGACAGACCUCCAUUGGGAUGAGGCACUGCCCUAGUGAUGGAGAGACCAAACCUGCCAGUAUCACCUGGGAGUUCAGACAGGAUGGAACUGUCUACCACACACACUCUGGCAAAUGUGUGACAGCCUACCGUACACCAGAAGGCCGCUCAGACGCCCAGAUGCGCCCGUGCACACCGGGAGACAAAAACCAGCAGUGGAAGUUUGAGUGGUAGGAGGAAGAUGAUCAGAGAGAGUCGCAGGAAACCUCAAGUGACCUUCUUUCACCGUCUUCAGUGCAAUUACUACAGUGGAUGCCUCCGAUUAUUAAGUCUGUACUCUAUUUAGAAUGGGAAUGUCUAGCAAAUACAAAAGUGGUGGAAAAGUCACUUUAAGCCAAUGAAUCACCCUUUUCACUGCUUUUAUUCCCAUGUGAAGAACUAAAGAAGAGCAGGCUGCAGCAGAGUGAAUGAGAAUUGCAAGGCAAGGUUUAUUUGGUCUUUUAACAGAGGCCAUCUGAACUAGAGACUUUGAUGUCGCUUUCAUUCAAGUGCCUUAGCAACCCAAAUGGAGUCAAACGCACAUCUGAAGCAUCUUUAUUAUCUUUGUUUUGUUUUUUUAAAUCUAAUGCAAGAACUUUGAACCAGCGAAACUGAUCUGAAUAUCCAGCACACCGAGAAGUGCCUUUAAGAGAAGAAGUGAUUUGGAGAGAUCAUGCUGCACUAUAAAACCUUACCAUAAUGUGCAAUUCAUAAUUAUUAUUAUAAUUAAAUCCUUAUGAUUGUUUGUAUGUCAAAAAAACAACAAAGUGAUUUGAAGUUGGGUGGCUCAAAGACAACAUGCCAGGAAUGUGAGGUCAGCUGCUGCAUGUUGCCCCACAACAGCUACCUUUAAACAUGCUCCAUCGUGCAAAGGGAUAACAGGGAGAAACCAGUGCAGUCAUACCAGACUGCCUCCCAAUCCUAUCUCUCGUCUGCAGAGCUGGUUUCACGGCGGAAUGCUGCCCGGACAAGACUUGAAGCAUUCAUUAAGGCUUUUGUGCUAAGUGCAAUUUGUCCCAGAGAGCUAAGAGAGUCGACAGGAAUGUUGUAAUCUAUUCUUCCCUGUGAAGUAAAAUUAGGAAUACCCUCAAGACUCGUCCGUCACUGUGCUUUUUGAAGGGUUUUCAUAAUAAGAGAACUUAUUUGUGCCUAAAUGAAAUGUGCCAGUGGGUGUCAUUUCGUUGUUUCAAAACUAAAAACAACACUGACUUGAUGCACUUGAUUUUUAUUAAGACACAAAAAGCCUUCAAGGUAACACCUGUUUCUUUAAUCCUUCAAUUUGCCGUGCCAGACUGUUUUAUAAAGACUCCUGUGUGUUAACUGUACUUGAAAUGGCGUCAAAAACACUCCUGUGGGUUUUUUGUUUUUGUUCCACUGAAGGCCCUCUUUGUGUUUCUACUGGGAUUAAAGGACCAAGAGCUGCAGUGUAACUGUCGUGGAAAUGUAGCAGCUGUAUUUGCCGAAGACUGCUUAUCACUGAGCAAUGUUAGGUGUGUGUGCUCUUUCGAAGUCAUGGAUAUGAGAAAUUCAUGCCAGUCGUUGGACACAGCGCGUCAACAUGUGAGAAGUCCUGUGUUUUUUAAAUGAUCUUUGGUGUAAGGGACCAGAGUGGGAUGGAGUGCUCUUGAAAAAGGAGCUCUAAAACUACUGAUAAUGAAAAAAAGGGAUGAUGGUGAUUACUUUAUAUGAAGGAGAUGGUAACUGACAUGGGAUGGAGGUUUCUAAGAAGAUGAAAGCUUUUGGGAUGAUUGAAAGAAUAAAAAACUAACAGCAGA